GAGCGGGGGCCGCGCCAGCACCCGCCGGGGCUUUGGGCGUGCUGCUGGCGCGAGCGGUGGCGGGCGCCGCCGCCGAGAAUUCCACGGGGCCUGCACGCCGCUCCGCGGCCCGCGAGGCCGGGGUCGCUCUGAGGUCUGAAGAGCGCCUGGGCCAGCGGCCGGCGGCCGAGCCGCCUUGCCCCCCCUCUGGGCGCGUGGGGCGCGCGCGGCCGCGCACACAACCGAGUUUUCGACCCGCUUUUGGCAUGUGCUCAUGGGACUCGGCCUGGUAA
This is a messenger RNA of Prorocentrum cordatum, 272 nucleotides long. The record is from the annotation of a GenBank genome assembly. Lineage: Eukaryota; Dinophyceae; Prorocentrales; Prorocentraceae.